AUGACAAAGCUUGGCAGUCCAGUGAAGAAGCACUUUGACUUAUUAGAGGGAAUCCAGCUUCGUCAUACGGUCUACUACCAGCUUAUGAGGGUUUCUGGCUUGUAUUCGAUUAGUGUUGGUUGUCGAUGGGGCCCACCUAACCAGAUUUACCCGGUUGCAUUUGCUAUUGUCGACGGUGAGACCGUAGCAUCAUGGGUAUGGUUUAUGACUCAAUUAAAAGGUGUGUUCGGCGUAGUGAAAAAUUUGGUUUUUGUUUCCGAUAGACAUCAAACCAUUUGUAAGGCAAUUGACAAGGUAUUCCCCACUGCAUUUCAUUGCUUUUGUAUACAACAUAUUAAGAUGAACUUGUUAGCAAAAUUUAAAGUCGAUGCGAAGGCACUCGAGGAAAUAUUUCUAAAAGCUGCGAAAGCAUAUCAAGAGUCUUAUUUCAACUCAAUCUGGGCUCAACUUGGUGCGUACCCUGGUGUGAGGGAGUAUCUGGAUGACAUUGGGAAGGAGCGUUGGGCUCGUUGUUUCCAAACAUUUUUGAGAUACACACAGAUGACAACUUGGUUCUACGAUCGACAGAUGCUUGCCUCUUCCAGAUCAACCACAUUGUCCGACUACGCAGAAAAUAAGUUUGCUGAAUACUCGGACAGUGCCAGGAGAUACGUUGUAGUGAACAUUGACCAGUUUCAUGUCCAGGUACGUGAUGGCAAUCUUGACGGGAUUGUUGAUUUCAACUCUAGGACAUGUAGUUGUCGGGAGUUUGAUUAUUAUAAAAUUCCAUGCUCUCAUGCUAUUGUCGGGGCGAAGAUGCGAAACAUAAAUCCAUACACUCUGUGUGACGAGGCAUACACGACGAACUCCUGA
This is a messenger RNA of Momordica charantia (bitter melon), 852 nucleotides long. The record is from RefSeq and is a predicted model, not a curated record. Lineage: Eukaryota; Viridiplantae; Streptophyta; Magnoliopsida; Cucurbitales; Cucurbitaceae.